CAAUCACCUCUCCGCAUCUGCGGCCGCUGCCCUGGAGUCUGAGCGCUCUCCGCACCCCUCCAGAGCUCCUAUUGGCCGUGGCAGACGUCCGUCGGCCGCUAUCCCCGCCCCAACGCGGAAGCGGCGGGGUCCCGGGGUUCCGACAGCCGGUGCGUCCAGGCCAUGGGGCAGCCCUGGGCGGCCGGGGUCGCGGAGGGGGCGCCCGCGCGGCUGCCUCUCGUGCUCACGGCGCUGUGGGCCGCGGCCGUGGGCCUGGAGCUGGCUUACGUGCUGGUGCUGGGUCCCGGGCCGCCCCCGCUGGGACCCCUGGCCCGGGCCUUGCAGCUCGCGCUGGCCGCCUUCCAGCUGCUUAACCUGCUGGGCAACGUGGGGCUCUUCCUGCGCUCGGAUCCCAGCAUCCGGGGCGUGAUGCUGGCCGGCCGCGGCCUGGGCCAGGGCUGGGCUUACUGCUACCAGUGCCAAAGCCAGGUGCCGCCACGCAGUGGGCACUGCUCUGCCUGCCGAGUCUGCGUCCUGCGUCGGGACCACCACUGCCGCCUGCUGGGCCGCUGCGUGGGCUUCGGCAACUACCGGCCUUUCCUGUGCCUGCUGCUUCAUGCCGCUGGCGUCCUGCUCCACGUCUCUGUGCUGCUGGGCCCGGCCCUGUCAGCCCUGCUGCGAGCCCACACGCCCCUCCACACCGCUGCCCUCCUCCUGCUUCCCUGGCUCAUGCUGCUCACAGGCAGAGUGUCUCUGGCACAGUUCGCCCUGGCCUUCGUGACGGACACGUGUGUGGCGGGCGCGCUGCUGUGUGGGGCUGGGCUGCUCUUCCACGGGACGCUGCUGCUGCGGGGCCAGACCACGUGGGAGUGGGCUCGGGGCCAGCACUCUUAUGACCUGGGCCCCUGCCACAACCUGCAGGCAGCCCUGGGGCCCCGCUGGGUCCUCGUGUGGCUCUGGCCCUUCCUGGCCUCCCCACUGCCUGGGGAUGGCAUCACUUUCCAAACCAAAGCUGAUGUGGCCUCCUGACUCCAGGAAGAGCCAGAACUGUACAGGGAGGAGGGCCGAGGGGGAGGGGGCCCCACCCCGAGGCUCAGGAGGGCAGUCGGUUGGCCUGUAAUGGCUGCAUUGCACCUCCAGCCCCUCCCUUGGCCUCACCUCUGCCCGGCUUGGACUCCUGUGUGUUCGGGGCUUAGGCCCUGCGACUCUGCCUCUUUUGGCUGAAGAGUGCAGAGGUGUGUGGCAAGGCUGCUCUGCCAGCCUUGCUUCCCCUUUGCCAGGUUAAUAAAGUGCGCACUCGGUCCCCCCGCCUCCAUCUUUGCAGGGUUUCUAGCCCCUCACUUUGUUGCUGGCGCUGCUGUUUCUGGUUCCUCUGGUUGUCAGGCCUAGGAACCCCAGAACAGCCGAGGGUCUGAGGGGCCAGGUGGGGGUGUCCUUGUGACCCAGGCCAUGGGAAUCCAAUGUUCUUUCCCAGGUGCAGCAUUUUAUAGUUAGAAGCAUUUCUGCAACGGCAGUGUCAGACCCUUUCUUAGCUAACCUACUAUAAUUAUGCCCCUUAUUGUGUGAGUGAAAAACGUGAAGCUCUGAGAGUUGAUAAGAUCAUGGUUUAGUAAAUGGCAGAGCCAGGCAGGAUUUGAACCCAGGUUUUUGUGCUUUCGCCUUCACCCCUGCACAGCUGAAGGAAGUGGGUAGGGAGAAAGCCAAGGCUAGGAAAUGCGCUGGGGACGUCUAGGCAUCUGCCAAGGGCUGUGUGGGCUUCGAGGAGCUACUUGUUAAACAUUUGUAUGUAAAUACAGUAAAUAGAGAAACUGCCAGUUAACGCCUUCUCUAGUUCUCUUAGGAUCUCACUAAAAUGAUAGUAAAGAAAUAAGAAAUAUAAGUACUUACAAGGGGAAAGAAAACAGGAGAGGAGACAGCAGUAGACCAAAGUGCCUGACAACGUUUGGAGAGAUGGAAAGUGGAUGGAGGCUUAUCUACUCUCUUAGCAGGGCGUUACAAGUUGAACUUGUGCGUUUCCAAAGCCGGGGCCGAGAGGCAAGCAGACUGCUCCCCCAAACCCUGGAGAGGCUGAGGAAUCCCAGCACCACGGAAGGCGAGGUGAGGCUCCCGGCCAACAGCGUGGACCAGUGGGACGUCUGUAUACGGAGCAGGAGAUGUGCCCCCCCUCUAGGCCCACCCUAGUCCGCAGCCCAGCAGCUCCCCCCUGGGGCGGGGCUGGGGUUACUGAAGGAGAGGCUGAACCAGAGGCGCUCUGGGUCUCAGGCACUGGGGAGGUAGGGGUGAGGGGCUGGACCAAAAAUGGGGUUAGAUGAAAGUCCCCAGAUACUGCUGGGGUAUCCUCCCAUGAACUGGCAGGCUUGCCCCCCAGAGGAACCCAUCCUCUGACAGGCUUUGCCAUGGCCACGGAUGUUGGAGCUUCUCGGUCGUUUGUCCGUCCAAAAGGCAUGCUCUGUUACUAUUUUUAACAAUAAGAACUUGGUGUGUGUGCCUGGCGCAGUGGGCUACACAGAAGCAUUAGCAGACUCGUCCUCUUUCACACCUUACCCUGCCCUGCAGAAGAUUGCAUUUUCAUUUUUUUUCUUUUUAUUAGUGAGGAGAUACAAAAUAAAGAGAAACAGCAUCCUCCACCCCCUUUGAGAAAAUUACUAUUUCCUUCAAGUUCCUGCUGUGCCCUCCUGGGUUGGGGGGGCUGCUGUCCUGUCAAUCAUUCCCUUGCUUUGUAGUUGUAUUGCGUAUGUUUGUAUUGGUUUUGCAUGUUUUUGAAUUUUAUAUAAAUGAAAUCACACCGAGUUUGUUCUUCUCUGACUUGCCAUUUCACUCAACACUGUUUCUGAGACGCAUCCAAAUGACCGCGUGCGCGCAGCUGCAAAGGGUUCCCUGCCCUGCUGUACAGCGACCUGUUGUAUUUGCCACUAUUGGUUUUUCUGUUUAGUUCCACUGCUCAGUAUAUUUACCUGUCUCCUUUGGGAAGCAUCCACUAAGAUCUGUUCUUGGCCUUUGCUGCUCCAUGUAAAUUUUAGAAUCAGCUUGUCAGGCUCCACCAAUAAAAAUUCCUUUGAGAUCACAAAUGGAACUCAACUGAAUCUAUAGAUCAGUUCGGAUAAAAUCAGCAUCUACAUAAAAUUCAGUUCUCACAAACGUGGUGUAUUUCUCCAUUUAAUGUUUUCAAUAAAGUUAUAAACUUUUUCUCAUAAA
This is a messenger RNA of Microcebus murinus (gray mouse lemur), 3174 nucleotides long. RefSeq names its product zDHHC palmitoyltransferase 24 (gene ZDHHC24). Lineage: Eukaryota; Metazoa; Chordata; Mammalia; Primates; Cheirogaleidae. Gene Ontology annotation, molecular function: protein-cysteine S-palmitoyltransferase activity. Gene Ontology annotation, biological process: peptidyl-L-cysteine S-palmitoylation; protein targeting to membrane. Gene Ontology annotation, cellular component: endoplasmic reticulum; Golgi apparatus. The record is from RefSeq and is a predicted model, not a curated record.